Messenger RNA from Gossypium raimondii (Peruvian cotton), 1466 nucleotides. RefSeq names its product acyl-CoA-binding domain-containing protein 1. Bases 211 to 1314 code for a protein of 367 amino acids. Gene Ontology annotation, molecular function: fatty-acyl-CoA binding; protein binding. The record is from RefSeq and is a predicted model, not a curated record. The transcript has 6 exons. Lineage: Eukaryota; Viridiplantae; Streptophyta; Magnoliopsida; Malvales; Malvaceae.
AAACGAGUAGUAUAAAGAGACUACUACACCUUUGGUUUGGUUUCUCCGGCGGCAAUGUUUCCUAAGCAAUAAUAUACAAAAUUUAAGGGAAAAAGAGGAAAUUUUUAUCUUCUUCAAUUUCCGACAAGAUUUAUAGGGUUUUAGCUUAACUACGAUGCAAAGAUGCUUCAUUUCUAGUGUUUCUGUUUUUUAGGGUUGGGCUUUGAUUUUAUGUCUGGGUUUUGGUUGAUUGAUUCCAUGGCUGACUGGCAACAGCUUUUGCAAUCGAUUAUCUUAGGUCUUAUAUUCUCUUAUCUUCUAGCCAAGCUAAUCUCCUUAGUCGUUUCUUUCAAAGACGAUAACCUUUCGAUAACCCGAGCCCGAAGCAGCAAUGUCCAGGGCUACGAGAAAAUCGACGAUUCGGGUUCUGGAUCCGACCCGAUUGGAAGUACUGAGCACUUGGGUCUGCACAAGUCGGAUUCGGUAGUUGCCGAAUUGGGAAGUAUUAGGGCCGAGAGUGAUGGCGAUGGUGAUGGCGUGGAUGAUGAUGACGACGAUUGGGAAGGGGUGGAGUGUACGGAACUGGAUGAUGCGUUCAGUGCGGCAACGGCGUUCGUGGCGGCUGCCGCGGCUGAUCGGUUGUCGCAGAAGGUUCCGAACGAGGUGCAGUUGCAGCUUUACGGUUUGUACAAGGUUGCCACCGAAGGGCCUUGCACUGCUCCCCAGCCUUCCGCUUUGAAAAUGACGGCUCGUGCUAAGUGGCAAGCAUGGCACAAAUUGGGUGCUAUGCCUCCAGAGGAUGCAAUGCAGAAAUACAUUGAUGUUGUGACAGAGCUAUAUCCAUCUUGGGCUGCUGGUUCAGCUAUGGGCAAAGGUGGGGCUGAUAAUGCUUCAAGUAAAGAUGUCAAAGGACCAAUGGGACCGGUUUUCAGCUCUUUUGUGUAUGAAGAGGAAUCUGAAAAUGAUUUGAAAAUGGAUGCUAUCCACACUUUUGCCAGAGAAGGAGAACUGGAUAAUUUGCUUAAAUGCAUUGAAAGUGGUGUUUCUGUGCAUUUGCAAGACAGUGAAGGCAGGACCCCGAUGCAUUGGGCUGUAGAUCGUGGCCAUCUUAAAAUUGCCGAAGCACUUCUUAGCAGGAAUGCUGAUGUGAAUGCUAAGGACAAUGAAGGUCAAACCCCAUUGCACUAUGCUGUUAUGUGUGAGAGGGAAGACAUUGCCAAAUUUCUUGUAAAACAAAAUGCAGACAAAGAUACGAAGGAUAACGACGGCAACUCUCCAGUCGACCUAUGUGACUCAGAUUGGCCUUGGUUGCAACGUGCAGGCAAAGCGGAAUGACCUGUGUUUUAUUCCCAAGUUUGGUUUCAGUUAAAAAGUACUUGAAAAAAUUUCUCAUGGAUGUAUAUGGGUAUAAGUAACCUUUUGCACUUCUUUCCUUAGUUAUAUGCUAAUGUGGGGUACUCUGAUGUUCAUUGGCCUCACCUCCUUAA